Messenger RNA from Panicum virgatum (switchgrass), 3514 nucleotides. Its product is annotated as pentatricopeptide repeat-containing protein At4g13650-like. Gene Ontology annotation, biological process: RNA modification. The record is from RefSeq and is a predicted model, not a curated record. The transcript has 2 exons. Gene Ontology annotation, molecular function: RNA binding; zinc ion binding; protein binding. The coding region runs from base 244 to 3006 and encodes 920 amino acids. Lineage: Eukaryota; Viridiplantae; Streptophyta; Magnoliopsida; Poales; Poaceae.
CUCUAACCGCCAGCAUCAGAAAAGCUAGGAGAGCUAGCUCCUCGUCGACCCUUCCCCGCCCAAGCCGCCGCCGCCGCCUCUGCCGGUCUGGGCCACGCCGCUGGCCUGGCCUCCACCGCCACCAUCCCCGACCUCGCCGCAUCUUCUAUUCCCGCACUCGCGCGCCAACUCCGCGAUCCUCACGAGCGGGCAGCGGAUGAUGACCUCCGUCGCGCUCGCGCCGCGGGCUAGGUGUUCGACGGAAUGAUGCGCCGGGAAGCGGCGGCCUCGCUGCACCGGUCUCUCGCCUGGUUCGUCGAGCAUGACGGCACGGAGAGGACCCUCUCGCUCGUCGCGGUGAAGGCGAGGCAGCACGGAGCCCUGGGCCCGGCGGACCUCGCGUGCGCCCUGCGAACGUGCAGGGGGCGGGGCGAUCGCUGGCCGCGUGUGCUGGAGGUCCACGCGACGUCAGUGGUGCGUGGGCUCGGGGGUGACCGUCUCAUUGGCAACCUGCUGAUCGAUCUGUACGCGAAGAAUGGGCUCCUGCAGCGGGCAAGGCAGGUGUUUGAGGGUCUGUCUGCCAGGGACCAUGUCUCGUGGGUGGCAAUGCUGUCCGUGUACGCACAGAAUGGUCUGGGAACAGAAGCUCUCAGGUUGUUUCGCCAGAUGCAUCGAUCCGCAGUUGUUCCGACUCCGUAUGUUCUGUCCAGUGUGCUGAGUGCUUGCACUAAGGCAGAGUUUUUUGCACAAGGUCGGCUGAUCCAUGCCCAAGUUUACAAGCAAGGAUUCUGUUCGGAGACCUUCGUGGGGAAUGCGCUUAUUGCUCUCUACUUACGAUAUGGAUCAUUUAAGCUAGCUGAAAGGGUAUUCUCUGACAUGCCGUUCUGUGACAGAGUGACGUUCAAUACAUUGAUCUCAGGACAUGCUCAGUGUGAACAUGGUGAGCGUUCUUUGGAGAUCUUUGAUGAGAUGCAGUCGUCAGGGUUGAGGCCUGACUGUGUGACAGUAGCUAGUCUGCUUGCAGCCUGUGCCUCCGUGGGGGAUCUUCAAAAGGGAAAACAACUCCAUUCAUAUUUACUGAAAGCAGGUAUGUCUAUGGAUUACAUAACUGAAGGCUCACUCCUCGAUCUCUAUGUGAAAUGUGGUGACAUUGAAACAGCCCAUGAGAUCUUUGAUUCAGGUGAUAGGACGAAUGUGGUACUAUGGAAUCUAAUGCUUGUGGCAUAUGGGCAGAUCAGUGAUCUAGCAAAAUCCUUUGAAAUCUUUUGUCAGAUGCAAGCUGCUGGUAUUCGCCCCAACCAAUUCAGCUACCCGUGCAUUCUGAGGACUUGCACUUGCAGUGGUCAAAUUGAACUUGGAGACCAGAUUCAUUCAUUAAGCAUAAAAAAUGGCUUCGAAUCUGACAUGUAUGUUAGUGGUGUACUGAUAGAUAUGUAUUCCAAAUAUGGGUGGCUUGAUAAAGCUCGCAGAAUUCUUGAAAUGCUUGGAAACAAAGAUGUGGUCUCAUGGACUUCCAUGAUUGCUGGAUAUGUGCAGCAUGGCCUUUGUGAAGAGGCUCUUGCAACAUUCAAAGAAAUGCAGAAUUUUGGAAUUUGGCCAGAUAACAUAGGACUAGCUAGUGCCGCAAGUGCUUGUGCUGGAAUCAAAGCAAUGCGCCAGGGCUUGCAGAUUCAUGCUCGGGUUUAUGUGUCUGGUUAUUCAGCUGAUGUUUCAAUUUGGAACACGUUGGUAAACCUGUAUGCAAGAUGUGGAAGAAGCGAAGAAGCUUUCUCUUUGUUUCGGGCAAUUGAACGUAAGGAUGAGAUUACAUGGAAUGGAAUGGUCUCCGGUUUUGGACAAAGUGGUCUAUAUGAACAAGCUCUCAAGGUAUUCAAGCAGAUGGGCCAAGCAGGUACCAAGUACAAUGUGUUCACAUUUGUUUCCUCUAUAAGCGCUUCUGCUAACCUUGCAGAUAUAAAACAAGGAAAACAAGUACAUUGUAGAGCUAUUAAGACAGGGCACACCUCUGAAACUGAAGUUUCUAAUGCUUUGAUUUCACUAUAUGGAAAGUGUGGAAGUAUUGAAGAUGCCAAAAUGGAGUUUUCUGAAAUGUCUGAGAGGAAUGAGGUGUCAUGGAAUACUAUCAUCACAAGUUUUUCACAGCACGGACAUGGACUAGAAGCUUUGGGUUUAUUUGAUCAAAUGAAGCAAGAAGGUCUAAAACCAAAUGAUGUCACAUUCAUAGGCGUGCUAGCUGCUUGCAGUCAUGUGGGUUUGGUUGAGGAAGGCCUUAGACACUUUAAAUCCAUGUCUAAUGAGUAUGGACUUACUCCAACACCUGACCAUUAUGCUUGUGUUGUGGAUAUUCUUGGACGAGCUGGUCAACUUGAUCGUGCAAGGAGAUUUGUUGAGGAAAUGCCAAUAGCCGCUGAUGCAAUGGUUUGGAGAACCCUUCUCAGUGCUUGUAAAGUACACAAGAACAUAGAAAUUGGGGAGCUUGCUGCCAAACAUCUAUUGGAGUUAGAGCCUCAUGAUUCAGCGUCCUAUGUCCUUCUUUCAAAUGCAUAUGCUGUUACUGGAAAGUGGUCCAAUAGGGAUCAGGUCAGAAAGAUGAUGAAAGAUAGAGGAGUAAAAAAGGAACCAGGUCGUAGUUGGAUUGAGGUAAAGAGUGCAGUUCAUGCAUUCUUUGCUGGUGAUCGGUUGCACCCCUUGGCUGACCAGAUAUACAGAUUUUUAGCUGAUCUAAAUGAUAAGAUAGCCAAAAUAGGGUACAAACAAGAUAAUUACCAUCUCUUCCACGAAAGAGAGCAAGAACAGAGAGAUCCCACUUCCUUCGUCCAUAGUGAGAAGUUAGCUGUUGCUUUUGGGUUAAUGAGUUUGCCUCCUUGUAUGCCCCUUCGGGUGAUUAAGAAUCUUCGUGUCUGCAAUGACUGCCACAAUUGGAUGAAAUUUACCUCUGAUGUCACAGGAAGAGAAAUUGUAUUAAGGGAUGUGUACAGAUUUCACCAUUUCACCAAUGGCAGUUGUUCAUGUGGAGACUUCUGGUGAAUUAUAUGCUGUGUUCAUUUCCAAUGUUUCCAUUUGUGCUUAUUAUGAUGCCACGUUAAGUAUUUUAAGUGGGACCUACAAAAGUUCUUUCGCUUUUACAUGUACAUCUGACAUUGCAACUGAGCAGAUAAAGCAACGUUGAGAGCUUCGGAUCAGGUAAGGUGAGACAUUUGUUGCACUACAAGCAACCUUGCUUCAUUGGAAGAGAGGGUGACUGAGUAGUUGCCGGCAAGCAGGGAAGAUUGGUCCCUGCCACUCCGGCUGGCCGGCCGCUUCCCCAGCCCACAGGGUCACAGCCGGACCUAGCUGUCACCCUCACCGCUCCAGGCCGACACCUCCCCAACUCACAGCUGAUAAUUCCCCAGUCCCCAGCAGAGUAUGUGCUUUUAGCCAACCUUGUACUCCCACGUCGGUGCUGAGGACCGUAAUAUAUAUCCACGGUAACAUAUAAAAUGAGAACGCUAGUCGUAGUAGUACUACCUCCGGGCCAUGGCCGAACAAGUGGUUA